GUCACCGCCUAGCCCCGCCCAUCCCGGCGCAGCGGCGAUGACGCGCGUGAGAGGCGCGCGGGGCCCGGCAUGAGGACUUUGUGGAGAUUGGGAUACUGUGCCAGACUACUGAAAACUAAUCAUUUAAGAACAGCUGCAUCAAAUCCAUCAUUUCCAGCAGUUUGGAUGCUAUUGGCACAACAUUCUGGCACAAUACCUGGGCUCUUUGUAGUAGUUCAAAAAAACACUUUGUUCACAAUGCCCGAAACCGUGGAGGAUAAAACUGAUCCAGAACUGUAUCUGCCACAUCCUGGAGUGCGUGGGAUGACACUGCUCAACAGAGAGGCUUUCAGAAGGACUCUGGUUGUUCCAGCUCUUAAAGUCAGGAAGGAAAUUGUGCACAGAGUGGUGAAAUCCCUGAAACAAUCAGUGCUGCAGCGCCCCGGCCUCAAGCGCGUGGUGGAGGACCCAGAGGAUGAGGACAGCAGAUUUGUUAUCCUGGAUCCCCAUAAAGUGCCAGAAUUCUCAUUAGGGGAGGCAGAGCAGCAGGUGCUGAAGGAGCUCAGUGUCCCUGCUGAGGUGUGCAAGCACCAGCUGGAGCUGGGCUAUGAGAAUUUCAAGGCGGAGGAGAUCCUGAGGGCCGUCCUUCCCCAGGGCCAGGAGGUCACCUCUGGCUUCAGCCGUGUGGGCCACAUUGCUCACUUGAACCUCAGGGACCACCAGCUGCCCUACAGACACCUCAUUGGCCAGGUGAUAAUGGACAAGAAUCCAGGAGUCACCUGUGUAGUGAAUAAAACCAACAUUAUUGGCAGCACAUACAGGAAUUUUGAAAUGGAAGUGCUUGCUGGAGAGAGCAACCUGGUGACCAAGGUCAAAGAAAAUAACAUUUCCUACGAGCUGGAUUUCUCCAAGGUGUACUGGAACCCGCGGCUGUCCACGGAGCACGGCCGCAUCGUGGCGCUGCUCCGGGCCGGGGAUGUUCUGUUCGAUGUCUUUGCCGGCGUCGGCCCUUUCGCCAUCCCGGCGGCCAAGAGGAGGUGCCGAGUGUUCGCCAACGACCUCAACCCCGCCUCCUACUCCUGGCUGCUGCACAACUGCCGGCUCAACAAAGUGCACGGCCAGGUGAAGGCGUUCAACAUGGACGGCAGGGCCUUCCUGCGGGGGCCGGUGAGGGAGGAGCUCAGCAAGGAGCUCCCGCUGCCGGGGGAGGAGCGCCAAACCGCGUUCCACAUCGUGAUGAAUCUGCCGGCCCUGGCUGUGGAGUUCCUGGAUGUCUUCAGGCACCUCUUGGUGGGGGAGCCCUGCAGCCCCGCUGGCCUCCCCACCGUGCACUGCUACGGCUUCUCCAAGCACAGCGACCCGGCCAGGGACAUUCAGGAGAGGGCAGAGGCCGUGCUGGGAACCUCCUUGGCCGGGCGCUGCUCCGCUGUCCUGGUCAGGAACGUGGCACCCAACAAGGAGAUGCUGUGCCUCAGCUUCCAGCUCCCAGCAGACGUGCUCUACAAGAGGCCCUGCCCUGAGGAGGCAAAACCAGCCUCAAAACGUCUCUGUACCAGCCAAGAUUCUUCAGAAGAGAAGGCAUUGAGUUGAAGACUAUGGUGACUGCCUCAGUUUGUGUAAGGAUAUUUGGGGUGUCUCUGGUUUACCCCUUGAGUUAUGAGGAGCAGAAUUGUGUUCCCAUUGAGUUACACCUUUAUUUUGGGAGCCCUGCUUCCUGCAGUCACCUUUUCUUCUCAUUGUGGGACUGACUGAAAUUGCUACUACAAAAAAUUAAAGCUUUAUUCUCUUAUAAUCAAUGUGUUUUGGUACUUCCCUGCUCUCUAUUGUUUCACACCCUGUGCUAACUCAGUGGCAGGGCCUGGGGUGGUUUUCUGCUGUAGCAUUUUGAUGAUGUGCAGAUUGUGGGGAGAACAGACUCUUGUGUCUUGUCAGGUCUGGGAAGGUGAGUGAUGCAACCCCUGCCCUGGAUUCUCCCUGACAGAUGUGUUCUGCUUUCAGAAUUUGGGUUAUGCUUAGCAGAUGCACAAACAGCUCUUGUGUAAGCAAGGUAACCUUUCAAAAGCUUAACCUGAGAUACCAAAAGGGCCUGAUAGCCCAACAUCCUGAGGUUUUGAGUAAAAAAUUCAUUUUAACACCAAGAUUUAGUUAGGGAUUAGUUGACUCCUGACUCUGUGUUUGCCCAUGGUUAGAGCCAGAAAAACUUUAAUGUCUUUUGCAUGUUUGCAGAUGAAGUUCAUGCUCUCAUUGCAGUUCCAGGCUGAAACCAGCACCUGAAAAACAGUUCUGUCCUCCUGACACCACGUCCUCCUGUGGCUUCUGUGCCUCUGCCCUCUCCAGCUCUCCCCACCUCUGCCUGCUCCCCUCCCUGGAUGAUCUUUCUGCCUGGCUGCUUGUAUUCUGCAGGGAUUUGAAAAGCCUCUGCCUUUGAUUUCCUUUUCUUACCCAUCCAAACUAUUGUUGGGCAAUGUCAACCACAAACAGUUUCUUUGGCCGGAGCGCUCGGCUCGCCCUCUCCGUUUCAGCGAUGUUCCCUCAGCCCAGGCCCUGAGCUCACACCCAGCCACCAGAUGUGUGUCACCCUCGUGGCCCUGCUGCUGUGGCCCCAGCCCUGAGCCUGCAGCCUGCUGCAUGUUUGGUUCUCACCCAAACACCACCAAGGGCCACGGGUUUGUUUUGCUGGUGUCUCUGUGUGCCGGCCUUUCCUUCCCUUGGCUGCACAGCUGUGUUGGGAGCGAGCCCUCGAGCUGGGUUCCUG
Molecule: messenger RNA, 2734 nt
Organism: Melozone crissalis (California towhee)
Lineage: Eukaryota; Metazoa; Chordata; Aves; Passeriformes; Passerellidae
Gene: TRMT5
Product: tRNA methyltransferase 5
Exons: 5
Coding region: 70-1569 (499 amino acids)
Biological process (GO): tRNA N1-guanine methylation; mitochondrial tRNA methylation
Cellular component (GO): cytoplasm; mitochondrial matrix
Source: RefSeq, a predicted model, not a curated record